Vanrija pseudolonga is the source of this 2556-nucleotide messenger RNA. RefSeq lists its product as uncharacterized. The transcript has 2 exons. NCBI's taxonomy places the organism in Eukaryota, Fungi, Basidiomycota, Tremellomycetes, Trichosporonales, Trichosporonaceae. The coding region runs from base 1 to 2556 and encodes 851 amino acids. The record is from RefSeq and is a predicted model, not a curated record.
AUGGAACCUCUGCUGUCCUCGCUGCCACCACACCAGGAGGCCAUUGCCCGCGAGUACCGCCGCCACAAGGAUCUCGCGUUCAGGCUCCGCAACGCACGCAACGACAUCGACAGGCACAUUCACUCCUUUAACAAGGAUCUCAAGUACCUCGACGUCAAGAACCCGUACGCCUCGCGGGAGAAGAAGCGUGGACGAGCUGAGCGUCGUCGCCUGCGCGGCGGUCCCACUGCCACCGCGCCCGCCUCCUCGGCUCAGGACGACUCAUUCAACGAUAACGCCUCGGAGGCCUCGAGCUCAGACAACGAGAGCUACCACAGCGCACUCGAGAUGCAGCCUGUCAACACCGCCGCCCAGGCCCCCCAUGCCCCCGCCCAGCCCGUGGCGCCACAGUCCUCGCCAGCCGCUCCGCUCCACUUGACCCCAUCGCCCCCGCUCCCUCCCCACCUCGCCGCGGCGUACUCGGGAAACUCGCCGUGGCCCAGGUCCCCAUCGCCCGUGUACCAGGGCCAUCUGGAGCCCGGGUCGCACACAUGGACUUCGCCGCCCGUGGACCGCGGCUCGCCAGCGGGUUCCAUAUUCAGUGACUGCGGCAUUUCGCCACUCAACUUGCCUCUGUCGCCUUACUGCCGGCCGAUCCCGCUUGCCAACUAUCUCGUGGAUCCCGUCUUCGGCACGCACCGCCGCGACCGUAGCAUCUCGCCCUCGCCAUUCGACCUGCCGUCGCCGGCUGUGGCGCCUACCGGCCCGUGGCACUUUGCGCCCGCCACAAUUCUGCCGCCUGACGGCUGGUCUGACCAGUCCAAGACCAACACUGACUCGUACUACAACCCCGCUCGCCGCGUGUCGCCCGAGGCUGGCCCAUCUGGCAUCGCGCCUAUUGGCGGCGAACGCUCUGGGUCGGCUCCUCCCGAGGCUCACUACCCCGCCGCUCCUGCGCCAGAGGUCAUCGACAUGUACGACCACAUCUUCGCUCAGCGCCGUACCCCUCACAUCUCGCUCCUCUCGGUGUCCCCACCUCCGUCAAACGCUGUGCCACAGGCUGCACACCGCUCGUUUACGCCCCCACCCGCGCCACUGUCACCUGCUCCGCACACCGAUGACACCACCACGCCCAUUGACAUCGGCCCGCUGCCCGACACCGUCCCCCACUUACCUGACGGGUCAGCACCGGUGCCUAUGCACGUUCUGUUCCCGACCGAGGGCACCACCGCCGAGGGCACCACCGCCGCGGACAACACCGCCGUCGACGAGACCUUCGCGUGGGGCACCAAGGAGGAGAAGUCCGCCACGGCCAAGUUCCUCGCCGACUUCCUCAAGGCCGCCAAGGGCACCCGCGGGGCGGAGCGUGCCGCCCAGCGCGAGCUCUGGAUCAACUACGCCCAUACAGCCAUCCGUGACCGCAGGCGGAAGACCUUGAAAAGCACCAUCGUCGACGAGUGCCAGCGUGUCGCCCGCCGGCUGUUCAACGAGUACGACCCCAGCAGGGACGAAUGCAAGGAGGCAGUUGCGCGUGGAUACGAGACGUACCUCGACUGGGCGGGCGGGGUCGGCCUCGACCUGUUCCACUUUGCGGUGGACCCGCCAAGCUACUGCUCUUCACCGACGCCGUCUCCGCCCUCCUCGCCUCUCGUGACUCCGCACAACCCCUUCCUCUCCGCCACUGCCAACGAGUUGGCGCUCGAGGCCGAGUGGUUCAAGGCCCACUAUACCGCCCCCCGCCCCACGACCCGUUCCGGCGAAGCAGCACCAUUCCGCCCCAUCGCCCGCAUGCGCCGCAACGCUGUCAAGCCUCCCCCGUUCGACCCCAGCAUGCCCGACGAGUGGCGCCAGGCGAAGAAGAUGGCACUUGCGUACCGCCCCGACGGGAGGGAGCGCGCCGACUCGGUCUUCCACGACCGUGACCAGGUCGCCCAGCCUGCCGUCCCCUUCGACCCGCGGAACUACAAGGACCAGUGCCCCAUCCGCCUGCCCAAGCGCAAGCAUGACGAGCUCCCCUUCCCCAUCGAGUCGCGCGUGCCAGCCCACCACCGCAAGCUCCCCAAGCUUUCGCACUGCACCCGAACGGCUCGUCGCGCUUCGCUCUCGGUGUUCGAGACCGAGACCCUGCGCCCCACCAUCUCGACGUACGUCGGCGACGCCAUUCUCAACCUUCGCUACUCUGUCUGGAACACGGUGGACGCCGAAAUUUUGGGGGACAAGAUGCGUGUCGAAACCGCUGCAGCCCGCGCAGUCCUCGACCCCGUCGUUGCCUGGGCGCUGGGGGACGAGGAGACGGGCGACGACGAGGAAGACGACGCUCGUAAGAGCAAGAACUCGCACCAGUGGGUCUUCGACAAACUUGAGGGCCAGGAGCGUACCGACGCUCUCACGUACCUCGCCCAUCUCGACGCCAGCAAGAUGAUCGAGCGCCUUGAGGACACCAUGUAUCUUCGCCAGAGAGAAUGCGACACGUACUUGAAGAUCAAGAGGACGUGGAACAAGCCUCCGUCUCCGCGUGCUAUGUCCCCAGCUCCCCUUUCCGCACGCAAGUACCCGCGCCCAGCCCAGACCGAGUAG